AUGGACUCAUUAGUAUUCAUCAUUCUAGCACUAUGUUCACUUUCUUCUCCACCAUUUCUUGAAUCAAGCAUCAUCCAAACUAGCUUUAGUGUUGAUCUUAUACAUCGUGAUUCACGAAUAUCACCUUUUCACAACCCCUCAACAUCCCAACAAGAUCUCAUAAAAAAGGCAGCUUUUCGUUCACACUCUAGACUAAAUAGAUUCUCCCUUUCCUUAUUAUCAAAUGAAUCACCUGAAUCAAUUAUUCUACCAAACAAUGGUGAUUAUCUCAUGAGAAUUUUCAUAGGUACACCACCUAUUGAAAAGCUUGUUAUUGCUGACACAGGUAGUGAUCUUACUUGGAUACAAUGUUCCCCUUGUUUGAAGUGUUUCCCUCAAAACACUCCUUUUUAUGAUAGAACAAAAUCCUCAACUUUCUCAAGUGUCCAAUGUGACUCACAAUCUUGCACAUUGCUUCCUAAAGCACAACAACUUUGUGGAAAAUCAAAUGAAUGUUUUUACUCAUAUCAUUAUGGUGAUAGAUCAUUCUCUAUUGGUGAAUUAGGGUUUGAUUCCAUUAGUUUUGGUUCUUCUAAUAGUACUCUCCAAGGUGCUAAUAGUACUACUAAUGUUAACAUUACUUUUCCUAAGUCUAUUUUUGGAUGUGGAUAUUAUAAUAUCUUCACAUCUGAUAGUAGUGGUAAAUCAUCAGGACUUGUUGGUCUAGGAGCCGGACCGUUGUCACUAGUUUCGCAACUAGGGGAUUCCAUCGGCCGAAAAUUUUCAUAUUGUUUGGUUCCUUUCGCUUCUAACUCAACUAGUAAAUUGAGAUUUGGGAAUGAAGCGGUUAUAACAGAUGAAGGAGUUGUGUCUACACCUCUCAUAAUCAAAUCUUCUCAACCAACUUUUUACUACGUCAAUCUUGAAGGCGUCAUGGUUGGACAAAAAAUAUUUAAGACAGAUCAAACUGAGGGUAACAUAAUCAUUGAUUCUGGGACAACAUUGACGUAUCUCGCACCACCUAUAUUUGAUAGUUUUAUAACUUCGGUGAAAGAAGCAAUUGGUAUCGAACAAGUGGAAGAUAUGUCAUCUCCGUUUAACUAUUGUUUUACAUAUCAACCUGAUAUAAAUUUUCCUCAUAUUGGAUUGCACUUUACUGGCGCCAAUGUUACAUUGAAGCCUAAGAACAUGCUUUUGUUGUACCAUAAUGACUUGUUAUGUUUGGCAGUGGUACCUUCGAAUAUCGAAGGAAUUUCAAUUCUUGGAAAUGUGGCCCAAAUUGAUUUUCAAGUGGAGUAUGAUCUUGGAGGGAAAAAACUUUCUUUUGUUCCUAGUGAUUGUGCUAAGAAUUAA
Messenger RNA from Lathyrus oleraceus (garden pea), 1332 nucleotides. Its product is annotated as aspartic proteinase CDR1. Lineage: Eukaryota; Viridiplantae; Streptophyta; Magnoliopsida; Fabales; Fabaceae. Gene Ontology annotation, biological process: proteolysis. The transcript has a single exon. The record is from RefSeq and is a predicted model, not a curated record. Gene Ontology annotation, cellular component: extracellular region. The coding region runs from base 1 to 1332 and encodes 443 amino acids. Gene Ontology annotation, molecular function: aspartic-type endopeptidase activity.